CGGCCCCAAGACUGUUUACAAAGAGGUUAAAAUUUUCUUCCGGGUUCGGAUUUGUCAGUUGCGAUGCACUACAUUUGGAUUUAUAUCUCUCUGUUAUAACUCCUCUAGAUUUUCAUUAAUUGAUCAACCUACUGCUGUUACCCGUUUCACACUACCGUGAAUUUUAACAAGACUUUGUUGUUGUUGUUUUUUUUUUAAUGAAACUGGAUAUACAAGUUCACUCGGCAUUUAACAGGGAGUCAUGUUCUGAACUAUGGCAGCCCUAGCGAUGAGUGGAGCACCUCCGCCAUUACCCAGCAGGGACGGGCGACCUCCCUCCAACACCCUCCCCCGUAGGGCCUCGGCACACGCUCCCUCCCGUACACAAUCACAGAUCUCGUCCCCCAGGCAUCGUCGACCGUCUGAAGAUGAACUCCCUCCCCCACCCCCACGGAGCAGAAAUGACCCCCUCCCACCGGUUCCCCCAUCGAUUCAAAGUUUGCCCCGACAGGACGAUUUGCCGCCACCCCCACCCAGGGGUAAACAAGACCCGCUUCCGCCCCCACCCCCGUCCAUUGGGACUCUGCCCCAUCCUAGGGGAAACCAACAGAAACAAAGUUCUCAAUAUACAUCACAAACUUUACCCAGAAACGCUCGAAGUGACACAAAUCUUCAGUCCACAGCAGAGAAGGCGGCCCCGCGACUCCCACCCCGGCGGAACGCGUCCCUCCACGGCGGUCACGCCCCUAGUGUGCAUAACCACGUGACAAAUGGCUCCAUCCCACAACGCAUAUUAGAGAAUUUUGCGAUGGUUUCCUCUGAAGAUCUCGAGUCCCGGUUUCCGUUCCACGAUGUUAACGAGCUUCCCCCACCCCCAGAAUUCAAAGACGUCAAGAAGAAGUAUUCCAGCCAGGAAUUUGAAAGGCACAGAAGAAGAGGUGCCCCAAAUCCCAACAACUGAACUUGAUCCUAACCGAGAACAGACAUUCAUUCUCUUCACCCAUGUUGACAGGAAAAACAGUUACACUGCAAAACAUGUGAUCAGAUUUAAAACGAAAGUGAAAAUCACAUGUACAGCCAUUAGUAUGUCAAUUUUAUACGGAGUUUAGCAUUGUGUAAAAACAGUUGUAAAAAUGUGACGUGGUUUUAUAUUUUAUUUUAUGUUAAGAAUGGCUCAAAAGGUAUGUGCUUCUCAAAUUAUUAUGUUGUAGAAUUACGCUAUGCUUGACAUUACAAGUUUACUACGUACGAGCUGUGAGUAUCAGUGCGUUACUAAACUAAACAAUGCUGAUUUGAAUGUAAUUUGGUAUUUUUCCCUUUUAUGACAAUAUUUAAUAAAUUAAAAACUAUAUUCAGAAGGUCAAA
Molecule: messenger RNA, 1344 nt
Organism: Magallana angulata
Lineage: Eukaryota; Metazoa; Mollusca; Bivalvia; Ostreida; Ostreidae
Product: WAS/WASL-interacting protein family member 3-like
Exons: 5
Coding region: 254-940 (228 amino acids)
Source: RefSeq, a predicted model, not a curated record